CAGCAGUUCAGUUAGUUCCUCUCCUCACUCUGAUCCACUGCAGAGAGCGCUCCCACAGAGAGACCAACUGUCAUGAAAGAGAAAGUGCUACAAACUCAGGAUGGCUCCCACCUAAGUCCUCCAGCCCCAAAGAGGGUCAUCCAGUGCCUCAGAUGUGGGGAGCCAUGUAAGGGAGAGGUGCUGCGAGUCCAAAACAGCCACUUCCACAUAAAGUGCUUUACGUGCAAGGUGUGUGGCUGUGACUUGGCUCAGAGUGGCUUCUUCAUGAAGAAUAGAGAUUACCUCUGCCCGCUAGAUUUCCAGAGGCUCCACGGCACGCUCUGCAACAGCUGUGGGGAAUUUGUGGAGGGAGAGGUGGUCACAGUCUUGGGGAAGAAUUACCACCCAGCCUGCUUUGUGUGCACUAUUUGCAAAAAGCACUUUCCUGCUGGGGAUUGUGUUACCUUCAGGGGAAAAGACUGCAUCUGUCAGCACUGUAUUCAGCCCAUGUCUCCUACUCCCAACGACAUCACCUAUCCUAGAAACUGCGCUGGCUGUGGUAGAGACAUCAAGAAUGGCCAGGCUCUGUUAGCCCUUGGUGGCCAGUGGCACCUUGGCUGCUUCAAGUGUAAAGCCUGCAGGAAAGUGCUGAGCGGAGAAUACAUUAGCAAGGAUGGCGUUCCCUAUUGUGAGAGGGACUACCAGAUUCAGUUUGGGGUACAAUGUGAAGCAUGCCAUAAGUACAUCACUGGAAAAGUCCUAGAGGCAGGGGACAAACAUUAUCACCCCACCUGUGCAAGAUGUAGCCGAUGUGACAAAAUGUUCACAGAAGGUGAAGAAAUGUAUCUGCAAGGUCAGUUUGAGAAAUUAACUAUGUGGCUAUACAUACAUCCAUGGUGUGGAUUUGGGCUCAAAUUAAUGCAUACAUAG
Molecule: messenger RNA, 909 nt
Organism: Micropterus salmoides (largemouth bass)
Lineage: Eukaryota; Metazoa; Chordata; Actinopteri; Centrarchiformes; Centrarchidae
Product: actin-binding LIM protein 1-like
Exons: 7
Coding region: 73-909 (278 amino acids)
Biological process (GO): cilium assembly; lamellipodium assembly
Cellular component (GO): stress fiber; actin cytoskeleton
Molecular function (GO): actin filament binding
Source: RefSeq, a predicted model, not a curated record